Messenger RNA from Bursaphelenchus okinawaensis, 8708 nucleotides. Lineage: Eukaryota; Metazoa; Nematoda; Chromadorea; Rhabditida; Aphelenchoididae. The record is from the annotation of a GenBank genome assembly.
AUGCCAGCUAAUGGCACCAGCAGCGACGAGUGCCCCUACUACACCUGCUAUCUGGUACCCUUUUCGGAGGUAGGCGGAUUUUUUGCUUUUGGGGGUGGUUUUUAAUUUUUUGGAUUUUGGGGGUGUUUUUUUUAUUUUCUGAGUUUUAGGGGUGUUUUUUAGGGGGUUUUUGUAUUAUUUUUAAAUUUUAGGGAUGUUUUUUAAUUUUUUGUUUUAGGGGGUGAUUUUUAUUUUUUUAAAUUUGUUGGAGGAAGGGGGUCUAAAUUUUUUAUUUUGCAGCGUUUCAAAAAAAUUUAGUCUUUUUUAAAUAAAUUUAAAAUUUUUUUAAAAUUUUUGUUGCUUUUGCACUUUAAAAAUGCCUAUUUUCAUAUUUUUAUCUCACUGCACCGUGCAGUUUUAAACACUCAAUUUCUCUUUGCACCGUGCAAUCAACCUUAUCUUUCCUUACUUUUCUUUUCUCAUUGCACUGUGCAGUUCCAUAAACCUGCUUUAUUUCACUGCACCGUGCAAACACACCUUCAUUCCUUCUGCACAGUGCACAAGAUUUUCUUUUUUUGUUUAACGCACUGUGCAGUUGACUUGUCGCAAUCAUUUAUGCUCUGCACAGUGCAGGAGAAAAAGUUUUUGUCGCGUAGCUUCUUUCUUUUGUGGUUUUCUUCCUUUGUCGCCAAUUUGAAGCGAGAAAUGAGAAAAAGUUGCGACAAGAUUAGUGGAAUGGCGACAAGUUUGAUGCUUGUGGCAGGUUUUAGGCUUGCGACAAAGUUUAAGGCUUUCAACAGGGAAACAGGCGCGACAAAUUGAGUGCUUGCGACAAAUUUAAGGCAUGCGACAAAGAAACAGUGUCUUUAUUGUCGCAAUUCAUUGCAUAGUGCACUUCAUUUGCUUCUGUUGCUUUGCACCGUGCAGCCACCUUUUGUUUGUCAUGCGCAGUGCAAGGAGUCUCUGCACGGUGCAAUAUGUUUUUUUUCUUUUGCACGGUGCAAUUAUUUUAAUAUUCUUUGCACCGUGCAAAAUCAUUUUCAAACUUCUUGCACGGUGCAAUAAGUUUUUUCUAAUGGUUUGCACUGUGCAAUAUGUAUGCUUUUCUAACCUUUUGCACAAUGCAAUCUCAAUUUUGUUUGUUAUUGCACUGUGCCGAAAGCUUUAAAUCCGUUUUGUUUUAAAGACAAUGACAUUUUGGGGAAUUUUUGUUGUUUACUCUAUAAAAAAGUGACAUUUUUUGUGAAUUGAUACUAUUAUCUUGUAGUUGUUGCUUUAUGUUCUAGAGUUAUUGAGGCAUAAGUUGUUUAGUUGUAUUCGAAAUGGCAGAAAGUUUAAAAAUAGAGUUAAAAAUUUUUUAAAGUGGGCUUUCUUAGGGUUUUUGCAGUAUUUUUGAGAGUUUUUAGUACUUAGAAGGUACUGCAACUUACGUUUUUUAGGGUAGGGUAAAGUAGAGCAAAAUUUUCAAAAAAUUUUACAGUAACACUUCUUUUUUAACUUUUUCCCAAAAAACCUUCAUAUUACUGUAUUUUUGAUCAAAAAGUCGCUCAACCAAUACUGUUUAGUACGAAAAGUACAAACUCGUGCUCAAAGACCAUUAUCCGAAUAACAAAACUGUGGGAACGUUGGAUGAUAUUGUGGUAUGAGCACAUCCAAAGAUUAAAUGUCCUUUUGGCGACAGACUUUGUUGUUUGAAACCUUGUUUUCGAACAUGUUAUACGUAAAAAUGGCAUCGACAAAAAACUUUUAAAAACGUGCUUUUUACGGGUAAUAACGGCGGGAAGGUUACUGUAAAAGGAUUUGAGGUACUGUAAAAAUUUUUUUUAAAAGAAAAGUUAAGAGGAAGGUCAGCAAAUGGCAGUAGAAAUUAUUUUUAGUUAAAAAACUUUUAAAAAACAAGCCAAAAAUGAGUAAAAAUGCUGUGUCGUCCAAGCGGAUUCGAACUUUUUUUUGAUUUUCGACUUUUUUAAAUGGACGUAUCUUUCCUAAAAGGUCAUACAUUGAGAUGAAACUUUGCAAAUAGAUACAAAUUUGUAUUUUUUAUAUUGGCUUUUCUUAUUUUUUUAAUUUUUUUAAAUUUUUUUUAUUGCACGGUGCAAUGACCUAGAUUAGCAUUCUUCUUACUGUAACGUAAAAACUAGGUUUUUCCUAAACCAAAAAUGUCUUUCACAUUACAAUACUAUCAUUUAUCAACACAACAAGCACCAAAACCAAGUGCAACGUCAAAAAGUUCCCAAGAAAACGCCAUCCCCCCCCCCUUUUUUGGUCAAAAGUUAAACUAUACAGUGCAUGGAUUAGUCAAAAAUAGUUUUUUAACCAACUAUAUGUAUCAACUAAUGCCAAUUAUACUAUAAAGGAACUAUAUUUUUGCGGUAACGAUUAUUCAAUAACCUGUAAAAGGGCUUAAACUUGAUUUACGUCAGCUUUUGUCUACUAUAAUAUAGAAAAAGUUGCUUUAAAUCACGUUUUUGGGGGGUUAAUGGGCUUUUUCUGAAAUUGUAGGACUUUCUUGACCUGUGGCGUAUUUUACAAUUUAAAAUUUUGUCAAAAUUUUUUUGAAAUUUCAAAAAUUAUGGCUAAAUUUAAGAAUACAUGGCCACUCAAUGCUAUUUUGUGUCAUAUCUAUCUCUUUCCUGUCAUUUCUAUCAUUUUUUCUACAUAUUAAGUUGUUCAAAAAAGUCUGCGCCACCAAACCCAGCAAAUUUGCUUUGAGAGUAGCUCAGAAUUUUUUGACCAAUUUCAUAAAAACGGUCCUGAUGGUUCAGAUGUAUAUGUUAUUACUCUAUUUUCAUGUCUGAAAAUUUUUGAGCCAUAAACAAGCUCAAAACUCAAACAAAAACGUAGUAAAUAAGUGAUGAAUAGGCAUGGCUAAUUAUUUAUAGGCGUACGAUAAGAUACACAUACUUCUCUCUACUACAAUAUGCGUUUUCGGCUCCAUUUCGAACAUUGUCAACAUACUGGUAUUGACGCGGUAGGUUGGCUAUGUUUAGAUUUAUUAAAAUACGUUACAGUUAUUAAUGGCAUAAUGCAAUACAAGAUGAAUAAAUGACAAGAACUUUGUUUACAUGGGAAAAAGAAGAAUUUUCGUAUAACUUGUCACCCGCAGGCUGCGGGAAUUAACUUUUAAGAAAAAUUAGUUGAAAAUGAGACGCAAAUAUAAAACGGCAAGAACUUUCUUUACAAAACAAAAAAUGGCUAGAACUUUCCUUACAAAACAGAAAAUGGCAAGAACUUUCUUUACAAAACAGAAAAUUGCAAAAACUUUGUUUACAAAUCUUACAAUGGCAAAAACUUCCUUUACAAAUCAAAAAAUGACAAGAAAUUUUUUUUAAAAUUUAAAAAAUGGCAAGAAAUUUUUUUAAAAAGCUUAAAAUUGCAAUAACUUUCUUUACAUCUCAAAACAAUGUUUUAAUGUGCCAUUUUAGACAUUACUUCCAAAAAAGUGCACAUAGUCUUUCGUUAUUACUCAAAACUUUCGUGACAAUGUAUUUUUGUCAACCUUAUAUUUUGAAAUGCAAGAACUUUCUUUACAAUUUAUUUCAAAAUUUUACUUUAAAAUUAAAAAAGUUUUAAAAAUUGCUUUAAACUUCAAAAAACAUGUUUUUCGUGCAUAAUAUAUCACCAAUUAAAGAUCUUGAAACAAUGACAACAUUGUUUAUAAAAUAUUAAUUAACAUUGUUUCUUAAACCUUAUCGAAAGUGUAAAAAAGUAGGUUUGUAAUCCAUGCUUUACAAGAUUAAUUGAUUACAUUUUGAGGAAGUUAUAAUGCUUUUUUGUAGCCUUGAGGGUGGUCGUUGGUCUGUAAAGAAAGUUCUUGCUAUUUUUUGAUGUUUAAGAAAGUUUUUGCCACUUUAUGUUUUGUAAAGGAAUUUCUUGCCAUUUUUGACCUUUUUAAGAAUUUUUCAAGCCCGUUUUCCUUCUGUAAACUAACUUUUUUCUAGCAAAAACAUGCGCACUCCUAUCAACAUCUUCCUUACCGGCUUAUCAAUGGCGCAGUUCUUGCUGGGCACCAACUACUUGGCCCUGAUGGUAUUCGAAUACUUUCGCUCGCGGUGGUAAGAAUUACUGGAUUAUCUUUUUUCAUAUUGUUGUUAAGUCGGAGAGGGGGGGGUAGAUUAUGAUUUAACAAAAAGUAAUCCGCUUUAUUGAGAAAUUAUUUUCGACACAAAAGGCAUUGAGAGAUGAGAUAAAAGCCAAACGUUUUAAAAGGAAAAUUAAGUGGAAACAAAGUUUUUACUAUUUGAAAAUGAAAAAUGGCAAAAUGAAUAAAAAUUCUUAUCAUAAUAAGUCAAAACAGCCACUAAAAUGCUGUUUUUAAAUAAUUUUUUACCAUUUUUUUCUCAAAAUUUCACUAAAUUUAUCAAAAAUCGCUUUGUAAACUAAGUUUUUGCUAAACAAUUUAAAAAAACUUUUUACUCGAUUUACAAACAGUACUAUUCUUUUUCAUUUUUACACAACUUUUCAACUUUAAACGUUGUCAUUUGUCCGAUCUGGCCAGUUAAGCAACGCUGCUCUUGAUUAUUUUUCCACGAGGGUUCGAAUCCGGUCAGUGCGGAUAGAAGAAAUGGCUCUGUAAACAAUGUUUUUGCUAAAAAGUUUUAAAAAAAUUUUUACUCAAAUUACAAACAGUACUAUUCUUUUUUAUUUUUACCUUACUUUUCAAUGUUAAACUUUGUCAUUUGGGCAAGUUAAGCAACGGUGCCCUUGAUUAUAUUUCCACGAGGGUUCGAAUCCGGUCAGCAACAAAGUGCGUUUUUAGCAUUUUUUGGAAUCUAAAAAUGUUUUUUUCAAUGUUUUAUGAUAAGACAGGUGUACUAGGGUUAAUAAAAAUUCUCAGAAUUACGUUUUGUAAAAUACGAGGAUAAUUCGGUGUCUCAUAAAAUGUUUUUAGUUACGUGUUCUCAUGGUCAUACAUGGCAACUUCAUAUCGACUUAUCAAUGUCAAUUUUAACGUGGUUUUUCAUACUGGUAAGUUGAGUUUGUUUAUUGAAAAAGUUUGUUUUUUGAUUUUGUAAACAAAGUUUGAGAUUUUGUGUUUUGUAAAGAAAGUUCUUGCCAUUUAUUGUUUUGUAAAGGAAAUUCUUGCCAAUUUUUGAACUGUAACGGAAGUUUUUGCCAUUUUCUAGUUUGUAAAGAAAGUUUUUGCAAUUUUUCAAAAAUUUAAAUUUUUUUUAAUAGCGUUUUUAAUUUCUUAUAUAAUCUGUAGAUAACAACCCAGACAACUUUUGUUUACCUGUCUGAAAAGAAUUGUAAAGAAAUGUACCUUUUACGUUAUACUUACAGUACGGUAAAUAACAAGUGUAAACAAAGCAUUUGUUUACACUCUUUACAUCUUGUAGUACACUAUGAAAGAAAGAGCACUUAGUUAAGAUUUUAACAUAUCACGCAUUUGAUAAUGACAUUACAAUAGACUUUACAACGUAGAAGGGUUUAACGUACAUGUUGUAGUAGUUUUUAAAAAAGAAAUGGCAAGAACUUUCUUUACAUAACACAAAAUAGCAAUAACUUUUUUUACAAAGCAUAAAAUCCCCAAAAACAUUUAUUCAUCGUAUAACUUGUCACCUGCAGGCUGCAAACCUAAAUUUCGUUCGAAAAAUUGUAAAAACAAGAACUUUCUUUACAAAAAGUGCAUUUUAAAACAAAAUUUUAAAUAUUAAAACCCACUAAAAAAUAUGUUUUCAGUAGCCUUCGCCCACACCCUAGCAGUAGCCCUCUUCCGACUACUAGCCUUAAAAUGGCCUCUACGUGCCAACCGGUUUCUCUUCUGUAACACUUGGGCUCUAUCAUCAUCGUUGGGUAUUUGGAUAGUUGUGCCAUUCCUAUGCAUACCAGUCUUCUUGACCUCUCAUGUAGCACCAGCCAGUAACAGAGGAUGUAACUUUAAUGGAAUGUACGACCUCACAUAUUCUGAAGACUCAUUUAUGGUUUCGGCCGUUUUCUGGAUGUUUGGGAUCGUGCUGAAACUGAUUCCAUCACUAAUUUUGGCAUUUUUAUUGGCGGCUUUAAUACGGUAAGGUUUUUAUGAACUGUAAAGAAAGUUUUUGUAGUUUUUUUAAUUUGUAAGGAAAGUUCUUGCUUUUUUUGUCUUGUAAAGAAAGUUAUUGACAUUUUUUGUGUUGUAAACAAAGUUUUUGCAAUUUUUCUUCUAUUUUAUGCCAAGGUUUGACAUUUUUCUUAUAAAAUUGGGUGUUGCAGUCUGCGGGUGACAAAUUAUACGAUGAAUCAACAUUUUUUAAUUUUGUAGUUUUGUAAAGAAAGUUCUUGCCAUUUUAAGCUUUUUAAAGAAAGUUCUUGCUAUUUCUUGUUCUGUAAAGAAAGUUCUUGCUAUUUCAUGAUCUCUAAAGAAAGUUAUUGCCAAUACUUGUCUUGUAAACAAAGUUCUCAUCAUUUUUUGAAAUUCGUAGAUUUUGUGCCAUUUUUAGUUUGCCUCUUAUUAAAAACCGUAACAAUGAAAUAAUAAAAAGUAUUUUUAGCUCAUUAGAGACAAUGGAACAUCGCCGCCAAGACACUUUACACCGCAAAAUCUCGGUGUUACGGCGUUGUAACAAUCGGCCGAAGACAACUCACACAUUGCUUGCCAUUCUCAUCCUAUGCUUUGUUGUAAGUUUUGAUUGUUCUGCGGAUUAGCCACAGUAAUUUUAAAGCUUUUUGUUUUUUGGAAUUGUUUUGAUAUUAUGGUAGACAUAACAGUAGGAGUAUUACUGUUAGACAUAUAUCAGUAGGAUCAUCAUUAAACAAUGGCGUGUUUUACUAAGUUAUUAAAAUAAUUAUGAGUUUACUUACCUCGAAAUUUUGAUAUAAGAAAGGGCACAGAAUUAUUUGAACAACUUAAUACCUGCGACUUGCGGGUGACAUUUUAUACGAUUAGCCAGAGCUUUUGGUAUUUUUAAUUUUAUGUCAUUUUUAACUUUGUAAAGAAAAUUAUUGCCAUUUUUUGUUUUGUAAAGAAAUGGUCUGUAAAGAAGUUUUUCCCAUUUUUUUGUAAACAAAGUUCUUGCAAUUUUUCGUUUUGUAAAGAAAGUUUUUGCCAUUUCCCAGACUACAAUUUAGUUUUUUUGCAAUUUUUAAAAUUACGGUAAUAGCCACUUUAGAGUCCACUUGGACCCAAAAUCGUUUAAUUGACUUAACAAUAGUAGACUACUGGUACCAAAUCACAGUAAAUGCCAAAUUAAAUAAUAGCAGUAAUUUACAAGAUUUGCGUCUAUAAUAGGAGCAUUACUCGUGUAGUGAAAUACUACAAAUUUCAAUUACUCUUUAUCACAAACCACAGUAAGCGAUUAGAGUUGUAUUAACAGAUUAUCGUAAUACAAUUAGUUUUCUUCAAAAUUUUUUUAACUUUUGAGUAUUUGAAUUGAGCACGUAUUACAAUUGCCUUGCCUUGCCUUGCCUUGCCUUGCCUUGCCUUGCCUUGCCUUGCCUUGCCUUGCCUUGCCUUGUCUUGCCUUGCCUUGCCUUGCCUUGCCUUGGCUUGGAUUGGCUUGGCUUGGCUUGGCUUGUUUUACCUUGCUUUGCUCCUUCCUCAUCCUACCCUACCUUACUCUAUCCUACCUUAAGCUCUUUUAUUGUACCCUGGCUAUCCUAUCCUUACCCUACCCUUAAAUAUCUUUUUUCUGUUCAACCCUUAAAUCUACCCUACUAUACCCUACUUUACCCUAGCUUUAACCAUAAAGUUUUCCUCCUAGCCCGUGCCUUGUUACAACUACUGCAUAGUUGUACUGUAAACAUGACUAAUUAACACCGUUUGCAAUGUUAUCUUGUUGACAAAUAAAAAUGAUUGUGCCAAAUUACUAUAGUUGUUAUGUUGUGACAAUCUUUUCAAAACACUUCUGCUCAAUGACAUUGCUUUUUGUACCCAAUUACAUUGUAAUAAUUAUCUAAAUACCGGAAAUUGACACGACAUACCAUAGUAAUGGCACGCUUUUGAAUUGUGACCUCAACCCGGAAGCACCGCAGUAAUUGUUUUACUGUACUCGGUAGAAGGAAGUCUUACUGGGUUCAUUAGAUGCGAUUUAUACAAAAACAAUAGAGAUUGUGACAAGAUGUGACAUACCUUGUUUUGAAAUGUCAGAAAAAAAACAAAAAGUAAUCAAAAGAUUGGAAAUUGCAAUGACUUUGUUUACAAAACAACAGAUGACCUAAAACUUUCUUGCAUUUUAAAAACAUAUUUUAUCGUAUAACUUGUCAUGCAAAACUUAAUUUUAUAAAAAAACAGUUGAAAUAUGGUUUGAAACUUAAAAAAUGGCAAGAACUUUCUUUACAAGAGAAGAAAUGGCAAGAACUUCCAUUACAAAACAAAAAAUGGAAAGAACUUUCUUUACAGCCUUAAAAACGACUUUAUUUUUUAAACCAUUACUUUACCCUACCCCAUCCUAUAAUUUACUAAUCUUUUUCCAUUUCAGGUAGAAUUCCCUCACGGCAUCCUAAACCUAUUCACUGCCAUUUACGGUGACAAGUUCGGUAUCAACAUCUACGAUCAACUCGGCUCAUUCAUGGAGAUGUUGACCCUACUGUACUCGUCGAUCAGCUUCAUACUGUACUGUGUCACUUCGAACGACUUCCUGCGAACUUUUCGAAAUAUUUUUUUGAAAAAGAAAAAGCGAAUCGACGAGAGUUCGAUGAAACGAAACUCGAGGUCAGUGAGCAAUAACAACACCCGGCCCAUCGAGAGUAUGACUCUUAUCGCGCCGAAAGGCCCAUACCCUACUAUUGUACUGUCCAGAUCCAUGUGA